CAUGGCGCUGAAGUGCCAAGCUUGAGUUCCUGCUGAGUCGCCUAAGUUGCUAGGCCACCGGCUGUGACUCCUACUGGGUGUACGCUGCAAGAGAAGGACUCCACGAGACCUUGAAGCCACGCAAUGGAGGCAGUGACCUUUGAGGAUGUGGCUGUGAGCUUCACCAUGGAGGAGUGGGCUUUGCUGGAUCCGUCCCAAAAGGAGCUCUUCAGAGAUGUGAUGAGUGAAACGUUUAUGAAUGUGGCAGCUAUAGGUGGAGCAUGGGAUAACCAGGAAGUGGAGGAAGAAAGCAAAAAUGACUGGAGAAAUCAAAGAUAUGAAGAGUUGCAGAAAUAUUAUGCAUUAUAUAUGCCCACCAUCACUCUCACUGGACUGGAGACAUGUGAGCUUUGGGAAUCAGAAGAGAAGCUCUAUCAAUGUAAUGAACAUGGAAGGACCUGCAGUAGAUUUCAGUCCUCUCAGCAGGAUGCAAGGACAAAGACUGGAGAGCAAGCCUAUGAAUGUCAUCAAUGUGAGAAAUUCUACUCAUAUCUUAGUGUAAGAACUCAGCUUAGAGAAAUGACCUUUGUGUAUGAGGAAAACUUAAAAUCCUUCAGUACACCCAGUGAUGUUAAAAUCCAUGAAGGGAGACACACUUGGAAUAAACACUAUGUAUGUAAGCACUGUGGAAAAGCUUUUAGUCGAAAAUUUCAUUGUAAAUUACAUGAAAGGCUUCAUACUGGGGAGAAACCUUAUGUAUGUAAACACUGUGGGAAAGCUUUUAUUGCACAUAGAGACUGUAAAAGGCAUGAAAGUAUUCACACGCAGGAGAAACCCUAUGUAUGUAAACAAUGUGGGAAAGCUUUUAGUAUAAGUAGAUAUUGUAAAAUUCAUGAAAGAGUUCACUCUGGGGAGAAACCAUAUAUAUGUAAGCAAUGUGGCAAAGCUUUUAGUAGACAACUUUCAUGUAAACUACAUGAAAAACUUCACAGUGGGGAGAAACACUAUGUAUGUAAGCAAUGUGGGAAGGCUUUUAGUAUACAAAGUUACUGUAAAAGACAUGAAAGAAUUCACACUGGGCAUAAACCCUAUGUAUGUAAACAAUGUGGGAAAGCUUUUAGUAGACAAGAUGAUUGUAAAGCCCAUGAAAGGAUUCACACUGGGGAGAAACCCUUUGUAUGUAAACAGUGUGGAAAAGCUUUUACUGUACAUAGAGUUUGUAAAAGACAUGAAAGAAUUCACACUGGAGAGAAACCCUAUGUCUGUAAGCAAUGUGGGAAAGCUUUUAGUACACAAAGUUCAUGUAAAGCACACGAAAGCCUUCAUACUUUGGAAAAGCCCUAUAUAUGUAAGCAGUGUGGGAAAGCUUUUAGUAUACAAAGCUAUUGUAAAAGACAUGAGAGAAUUCACACUGGAGAGAAACCCUAUGUCUGUAAGCAAUGUGGGAAAUCUUUUACUACACAAUAUAAUUGUAAAACACAUGAUAGGAUUCAUACUGGGGAGAAACCUUAUGUAUGCAAACAGUGUGGGAAAGCUUUUACUGUACAAAUUUAUUGUAAAAGACAUGAAAGAGUUCACACUGGGGAGAAGCCCUAUGUGUGUAAGCACUGUGGAAAAGCUUUUACUACACAAUUUUCUUGUAAAUCACAUGAAAGGCUUCACACUGAGGAGAAGCCCUACGUAUGUAAGAAAUGUGGUAAAGCUUUCCUCACGUCUGUUGAUUGUCAGAAACAUAAAAGAAUCCAUGCCAUAUAGAAAAUCUGUAUAUGUAAGCAGUGUGGGAAAGUUUUCGCUACAGAAGCUUGGGGAACUGUAUGUAUAUUAUUUGGGGGAGCUUUGCUAUCAAAAUUUAUUGUAAGUUACAUGAAUGAAUUCACACUGGGGAAAACUGCGCCUUACAAGAAAGGAUGGGAAAGCAGGAGAGAUAGCUCAGCAGCAUAAGUGCCUGCCUGACAGUCACAAGGUUUUGAGUUUGAUCCUGCGUACUACAAAAAAAUAAAGACAGGAAAAGAAGACAUAUGUGCUAGGAAUGUGACUAGUAUUUGGGUAUGGGAUAUUCUGUUGUCAUCUGUGAAGACAGCCCUGGGUGUGACAGUUGAAGCAAAGUAUUAUUUCUUCAGUAGACUUUUGUUUGUACUUACAUUGUAGUUCACAUAGGCUUUUAUUUUUUGAUGUUAUCUUUCAUGUUUUGUAUGCAGCUAAACAGCUUAUAUGAAAAUGCUGAUAUCUAUUCUAAAUGCCUAGUACAUAUUAAGAAUUUAAUAUUUUAUUUUAUUGCUAUUUUAUGUUCCUGGUAACUAUGCACUAUAUAAUAGGAACCUCCUGAUAAAACAUCAAGACCACUGAGAUACCAAGUAGGUCAGAGAAAAAGUUUAAAAAAGCAAAACACGUGUGCUGUCAUGUAAGCAAUACAUGUGUAUGGAACAUGUGUCUGUCACAUGUGCAGAUUGCCUUAACUGUGAUAACUGAAGUAAAGAUUUUUUUGUAGAAUGGUAUUUUCAUUGUACUUCAUAUAAAAUUUAUUUGUUCCUUUUUAGACUUUGUGCACCAAAAAACCAUUAAUGUUGAACACUUUGAUGCUUUUUUUUGUACCAGGAAUUGAAUUCAGGACCUUAUACUUGCCAGGCAGGAGCUUAUACUGUUGAGCUACUUUGCUGUUGCUCUUGAUGCUUUUUUAAAACAAUAA
Messenger RNA from Octodon degus (degu), 2665 nucleotides. Its product is annotated as zinc finger protein 709-like. Bases 124 to 1734 code for a protein of 536 amino acids. Gene Ontology annotation, molecular function: RNA polymerase II cis-regulatory region sequence-specific DNA binding; DNA-binding transcription factor activity, RNA polymerase II-specific. NCBI's taxonomy places the organism in Eukaryota, Metazoa, Chordata, Mammalia, Rodentia, Octodontidae. Gene Ontology annotation, biological process: central nervous system development; regulation of transcription by RNA polymerase II. The record is from RefSeq and is a predicted model, not a curated record. The transcript has 4 exons. Gene Ontology annotation, cellular component: nucleus.